This is a messenger RNA of Phytophthora nicotianae INRA-310, 1014 nucleotides long. RefSeq lists its product as hypothetical. Lineage: Eukaryota; Oomycota; Peronosporomycetes; Peronosporales; Peronosporaceae. Bases 1 to 1014 code for a protein of 337 amino acids. The record is from RefSeq and is a predicted model, not a curated record. Gene Ontology annotation, molecular function: peroxidase activity; heme binding. The transcript has a single exon. Gene Ontology annotation, biological process: cellular response to oxidative stress; hydrogen peroxide catabolic process; response to reactive oxygen species.
AUGCUCCGUCGUGCUGCUCUCCGCGCCGCCCAGGUGUCCGCCGUCUCUAAGACGCGCACGUUCGCCACCUCGCAGCUGCACACAGCCGCCAAGAAGAAGCAGCCGAGCGCCAUCGUUCUCGCCGCCGCGGGCGUCGCAGCCGUGAGCGGCUUUGCCCUCACUGACCUGGUGAACGCACGCGAGAAGCCCGUGGACCUGGAUGCCAUCAAGAAGGAGAUCAUCGAGAUCUUCGACGAAGACAACUACAUGGGCCCCACUAUGGUGCGACUGGCGUGGCACUCGAGCGGCUCGUACUCGGCUAAGGACAACAGCGGAGGCUCUACGGGAGGCACCAUCCGCUUCGACCCGGAGAUUAACCACGGAGGCAACGCUGGCCUGCAUCUGGCCGUUAAGGCUCUGGAGAAGGUCAAGAAGAACCACCCGGAGAUCACAUACGCUGACCUGUACAUCCUGGCUGGUGUGACGAUGAUUGAGGAGAUGGGAGGUCCCGAGAUCCCCUUCCGUCUCGGCCGUCCUGACGCCAAGAGCGGCAAAGAGCCGACGCAGACGCCAGAUGACCGUCUGCCCGAUGCCGACAAGGGCAGCAAGGACAAGACCACGCAACACGUGCGCGAGGUGUUCUACCGCAUGGGCUUCAACGACCGCGACAUUGUGGCUCUUGUGGGCGCGCACGCUAUCGGCCGCUGCUACCCCACGCGCAGUGGCUACAGCGGCCCAUGGACUAACGCCGAGUGGACGUUCUCCAACGAGUUUUUCCGUGAGCUGAUUGAGAACAAGUGGACGAUCAAGAAGUGGGACGGCCCCAUGCAGUACGAGGACCCGACGGGUAAGCUCAUGAUGCUGCCUGCUGAUAUUGUGCUAAUCCAGGACCCUGAGUUCAAGAAGUACGUCGAGUUGUACGCUAAGGACGAGGAACUGUGGUUCAAGGACUUCUCCAAGGCCUUCGUCAAGCUCACAGAGAACGGUGUCAAGUUCCCGAAAUCGGGCUGGUUCAGUUUCUUUAGCAGCAACUAA